Messenger RNA from Xenia sp. Carnegie-2017, 1699 nucleotides. Its product is annotated as endoplasmic reticulum resident protein 44-like. The record is from RefSeq and is a predicted model, not a curated record. The coding region runs from base 119 to 1360 and encodes 413 amino acids. Lineage: Eukaryota; Metazoa; Cnidaria; Anthozoa; Malacalcyonacea; Xeniidae. The transcript has 14 exons.
ACUGGCUGAGUAAACUGAAUGCUUUUGGCUACCGGUUUAAAUUGUCAUGAAUUACUUUUAAAAUUUCCUCUAUUUUUUGGUAAUUUUGUUAUUUUUCGAUUUUGUAUCUACCUUUAAAAUGCUUUCUACGUUUCAGUGGAUCUUUUACGUGUUUUUAACCGCCCGAUUAUUGUUGCUUCCUGUCUAUGGUUUAAAUGUGAUAGAUCUUGAUCACAACAAUAUUGAAACCGAGUUGGUUAAAGCCAAGGUUGUAUUUGUUAAUUUUUAUGCUGACUGGUGUCGAUUUAGUCAAAUGCUAAAACCAACUUUUGAACAAGCAGCUGACAUACUGAAAGAAGAGUUUCCAAAUGAUCUGAUAUUGGCUAGAAUAGAUUGUGAAGACCAACAAGAAAUCUGCCAACGUUUCAGUGUGAAUAAGUAUCCGACAUUGAAGAUUUUCAGAAAUGGACAGGUGACAAAACGGGAAUUUAGAGGCCAAAGAACUGUGGAUAGUCUCUCAAAGUUUUGUCGAGACCAGUUGUCUGAUAAAAUACAAGAAUUUCAUGCUUCUCAGGAUUUAAAUAUAGAUUUUUCAAAAAGAAAUGUAAUUGGAUAUUUUGAUACAAAAAAUAGUGGAAAUUUUCAUGCAUUUGAAAAGGUUGCUGACCAAUUUAGAGAAGAUUGUGAAUUUUAUGUAGGUUUUGGGGAUGCAUCUUCCAAAGAGCGUGAAAAUGGUGACAAAGUUGUAUUCAAAACAAAUAAAAUGGAAGCUGAUUAUGGUAAAUCUUUGGAUAAUUAUGAUGAAUUAAAGUCUUGGGCAAGUGAAUAUUGUGUGCCUUUGGUUCGUGUCAUUACAUUCGAAAAUGCAGAAGAAUUGACUGAAGAAGGAAUUCCAUUUCUACUUUUGUUCCAUCAUCCUGAUGACAAGCAUAGUACUGAAAUAUUUCAACAGACUAUCCAAAAUCACUUCACUCAUUUUAAAGGCACAAUCAACUUCCUGACUGCUGAUGGGAUACAGUUCUCCCAUCCACUACAUCACUUGGGCAAAUCAACUAGUGACCUUCCUCUGAUAGCUAUUGAUAGUUUUCGUCAUAUGUACACACUACCAAGUUUUGAUGAUAUCAAGGAACCUAAGAAUUUACAAAAAUUCAUAGAGGACUUUCAAUCCGGCAAACUACAUCGAGAAUUUCAUCAUGGACCAGAUCCUACUGAAUCUCCGAAGUUGGAAGAGGUGCCCCAUGAAGAAGAAAUAGAUAAAGAUUUUGAUAUGGACACUCGCGAUGAUCAAGAUGACGAGAAGAAAACUGACCCUCCAGAAACUGUGUUCAAAAAAUUGAAACCAAGUAACGAUAGAUAUACUUUGCUAAGAGAUGAACUUUAGGUACUCACUCUUGGAAAUGGUGCUCGUUAUGCAUACACGAUCUUGCGCAUACUUCUUUUGAUGAUGAGGAGAUCAAUUUUUAUUUUUUUGCUUCUAAAAACCUGAGGAUAUUUGUAAAAGGAGAAAAAGGAAAACGCUUUAUAUACAGAGUCUUGAUAAUUAACUCCUUACUUUCGCUCUAGCAGUUGCUUAAAUGUAUAUUAAUUUAUUCAGGGCUUUAGAGAUAUGAAACGAAGCAAAAUUUUGCCACGUUUUUAUUGACAAGUUGUAGCGUGUUUAGUGAUGAUUCUCCUAUGCAUCAUAUUCAAUAGUUAGUAGAGAGAAAACUUCAAGGUUAAA